Esox lucius (northern pike) is the source of this 4999-nucleotide messenger RNA. RefSeq names its product fatty acyl CoA reductase 1 (gene far1). Gene Ontology annotation, cellular component: peroxisome. Gene Ontology annotation, biological process: long-chain fatty-acyl-CoA metabolic process. NCBI's taxonomy places the organism in Eukaryota, Metazoa, Chordata, Actinopteri, Esociformes, Esocidae. Gene Ontology annotation, molecular function: alcohol-forming very long-chain fatty acyl-CoA reductase (NADP+) activity. The transcript has 12 exons. The record is from RefSeq and is a predicted model, not a curated record. Bases 171 to 1727 code for a protein of 518 amino acids.
AUAAAUCGGCUAUCCGUCACAUUUCCUGUUCUCCCAGCCCGGAGAAAUUGAGCAGUUGCGGUGCUGUGGCUGCACUUGCAACCGGGAGGAGAGCGACUGAAUUAAAGCAGGAAAAUCUGCCUCUUCGAAAUUUCAGCUGGAGUUGAGGUGGUUUGGAAGACUGGGACAACAUGGUGACUAUUCCUGAGUACUACGAGGGGAAGAAUGUGCUCAUCACCGGGGCAACGGGCUUCAUGGGAAAGGUUCUGCUGGAGAAGCUGCUCCGGUCCUGCCCCGGAGUCAAAGCUGUGUAUGUCCUGGUCCGGCAGAAAUCAGGGCACGCCCCCCAGGCCCGCAUAGCAGAUAUGAUCAACUGUAAGCUUUUUGACAGAUUACGUGAUGAGCAGCCAGACUUUGCUAAGAAGAUAGUGGCUGUGAACAGUGACCUCACCCUUCCAGAGCUCGACCUGAGCAGGGAGGACCAGGAAGUGCUAGCUGACUGUGUCAACAUAGUCUUUCACUGUGCUGCAACCAUCCGAUUCAACGAGCCUCUCAAAGAUGCUAUGCAGCUUAAUGUCUUAGCCACCCAGAAAAUGGUGGUUUUGGCCCAUAGCAUGAAGCACUUGGAGGUGUUCCUUCACGUGUCUACAGCCUAUGCAAACUGUGAUCGGACGCUCAUUGAGGAAGUUGUGUAUCCACCUCCUGUUGACUACAAGAAACUCAUUGCCAGUUUGGAGUGGAUGGAUGACAAGCUGGUCUCGGCCAUGACCCCAGGGCUCAUUGGAAAGAGGCCCAACACGUACACCUACACCAAGGCCAUGGCUGAGUACCUGGUCCAGCAGGAGUGUGGAAACCUCAACGUGGCCAUCAUCCGACCCUCCAUAGUAGGGGCCAGUUGGAAGGAGCCCUUCCCAGGCUGGAUUGAUAAUUUCAAUGGACCUAGUGGAAUUUUCAUUGCGGCUGGCAAGGGGAUUCUGCGCACCAUGAGGGCGUCCAACAACGCUGUGGCUGACCUGGUGCCGGUGGACGUGGUCAUCAACACCACGCUGGCUGCAGCCUGGCACUCUGGCUCCCAGAGACACACCAGGCCUAAGAGCAUACUGGUGUACAACUGCACCACGGGCGGCAUCAACCCGUUCCACUGGGGUGAAGUUGAGUACUGUGUAAACACCGUCUUCAAGACCAACCCAUUAGAGCAGGCUUUCAGGCGCCCCAAUGUUAACCUGCGCUCCAACCCCUUUACCAAUCAGUACUGGACCGCAGUGAGUCACACUCUGCCCGCCCUGCUCUAUGACUGGUAUCUCAGGGCCACGGGCCGGAAGCCCCGGAUGAUGAAGACCAUCACGCGGCUGCAUAAGGCCAUGAUGGUCCUGGAGUACUUCACCAGCCACUCAUGGGUGUGGAACACGGACAACGUCACCAUGCUCAUGAACCAGAUGGACGCUGACGACAAGAGGACUUUCAACUUUGAUGUGCGCCAGCUGAACUGGGCAGAGUACAUGGAGAAUUAUUGUAUGGGGACAAAGAAGUAUGUUCUGAACGAGGCUGAGUCAGGCCUCCCAGCUGCACGCAAACACCUCAACAAGUUGAGGAACAUUCGCUACACUUUCAACACUGUGCUAGUUGUGUUCAUCUGGCGAGUUUUCAUUGCACGAUCCCAGAUGGCCCGGAACAUCUGGUACUUUGUGGUCAGCCUCUGCUUCAAGUUCCUGUCCUACUUCCGAGCGUCCAGCACCAUGAAAUACUGAGGGCCACCUGGUCACCCAGACCCCAUCUGCCUGUGUCAAGUUGAGCGACCCUGGUCCUGUCUGCCCUCACUCCCUUUGUCCUGGCCCGCCUUCAGAUACUGUAGCUAUGCAUUUAACAAAGCUCUGCAAAUCCCUGGACUAUUUUGGGCCACCCAAGGGUCUGACAUAUCCCACUGUAUGUCCCCUUCUGUUUGCCAUGAGUCUCCUGGUGCUUUCAACUGUGAUGUAAUAAGCAUGAAUCUAGCCAGACUCAAGAUCCUUUUAAUGCUCCCUUACGCCAUGCUGGUCAGUCAGGCCAUUGUGGUUCAUGCCGAGGUAGGCCGUCAUGGUUGUGGAGCGCCCUGUUUUGCUGACAGCCCCAAGGGUGGUCAGGCUGUGGUGUUUAAUAACAGUUUACAUUUUCUGACUUGACUAGGGCAUGAAGGUAGCCAUGUGCUGUUUAGCUGGCUAACUCCCAAUGACAUGAUCAAGGCAGGUGGAUGGUGACGGGGGGUCUUGUUUGGUGCCUGAAAGGUCAGUCUACUUUCAUUUUGGUUUUUUGUUUUUUGCAAAUUGUUUGCUUUGUUUUGCAUUCAAGACAUUUCUAACUGUAUUGUCUUGCUGAUGAUUCUGGCUUAAGUAGCUCUCAUCUCAUGUAGCUCAGAACAGGCAACUGGUCUGAGGGCUUGAUGUUGGGGGGGGUUGAGGUUCUUUACACUGGUUUCACUGGACAGCUUUUAGGUUAGUCUAUAACUGUCUAUAACCGUCUUCCCACAUUGGUCGACGUCAUAGACAAAAUGAUCUGAGUGUCUGAUUGGAGCUUUGUAUUCUGCUUUUGCAUCACAUUAUUUUGCCUGUUGUCGUGUUUUGGGGAAAUGCACAGGAGAGAUGUCUCCUCUUCCCAUCGCAACACUUUGUGUCUUGCCAUAACGUAUCACUCAGAGGUGGUUCCUGUUUGCCUAGGUGGGUUGUGCACUUAAAUUAGUUUUCUAUUGGAAUUGUCGAGGAUUGACAGUGCAUUUUUCUGUGGUUGUAUGUUGUGUGACGUGCAUUGGGAGUGUCCAUUUUGCCAUAUUGUUACUUAUACCUACCGUUGGCGUUUGGCCCAAUUUGUAGGGAGGUCUUUUCAUCAGUUUUUCAUUAUACAUUGGAAAUAUGUACUUUGUGUGAACUGUGCCUGAACUUGUCUAUAACAAUGUACAAAAAAAUAGCAGUCAGAUCUGAUAUCUUUAGAUAGACAAACAUUGAAAUCUUACAGAGUGUUUUUAUGCUAUUAAAAAGUGAACGGCCGCACGGCUGUUUAUUCACUAAAGCAAAGCUUGGAAACCAAUUCAACUAAACCAGCUUAAAGGACUAGUUGACUUUACAGUCAUACGGCAUAUAUGCUGAAAAUGCCAACGAAAGGCACUUAAAUGAGAAGACCGUACAAGUUGCCAUCCUUCCUUGUUAAUUGAACAAGAUUUGCAAAAAAAUAAAUUGUUUGGGGAAAUGGCUGUUAAUGUAGCUACUAACGCUAUGUAUUUUGAAAGAUGAGGUGUUGAGGAUUAUGAAUAAGCAAUGAGGCAUGGGGGGGGGGUGUUCUAGCCAAUAUACCAUGGCUAAGAGCUGUUCUUAGGCAUGGCGUAUUGCAGUGUUCCUGGAUGUAGCACUUGUGUUGGCGAUAUACAACCAACCCCUAAGGUUGCUUGCUAUUAUGAAGCACGUACGCAAUUAUUACAGUAAAAAGUUGUGAUGUCAUGAUUGUGGCACGUGUUCUCAUACCGCAGUUUUCAGCCAAUCGGGCUUCAAACCACCCGGUUUAUAAAAAUGUUUGAUGUCAUGCAAUCCAGCUACACUAGUUUCAGUUAAAACACUUCAGAGUUCCAUAUCAGAAAAGCCAUGUCAUAUUCUGUGUCAGUGUUUAUGACCACUGGUUCUUCAUUUCUUGUAUCACCAAAAUGGGAAUGUGAGAGCUUUCACAUGCUUGCACGUGAAAAAAUUGAAUUUUACAUUGCUGAUGAAGAUUGGAAUGACUCCAUUUAAUGAGGAAAAACAUAAAAAACAGAUUGCAUUAGUAUGCAGAGCAUUGCGGUUUCUAUAAAUACUUUAUUUUUUUUUGCUUAAUGUUUUAUCCCUGCCUUUAUAACUGGAGAAAUGAACCUACAGAAGGCUGUUGCUGAUGUAGGUUCUCAAAAUGAAGUAAAAAAAAAAGUUUGAACGCCUCUAGAACGCCUUUUUCCUCAGAAACAGAGAUUUAGGGUUAGAUUUCACCUAAAAGCGGAUAAUGGGCAUUUCAGCUUUUUUGUGGUUUCUGAAAUGCCAAAUGAUAAACUGCUUUUUAAAAGCUCCAAUUCUCCCUGUUAGUAUUGAAUGGAAUGUGGCAGUCCCACCCAGACCUGCUAUUAUGCUAUCAGCCAGAAAGUUCUGCUAGCCACCAACAUACGAACUGAUUAAUAUACAUCUCAUUAUUGUAUUCACAAACUGAGGGUGAACUUUUGUUUUUGUUUUUUUUUUACUUGUUUUCCACACAUACCUGUUACCUGUCCUUGCAAACCACAAUUUUCAUACUUUCAAGGCUGAAUAGCCUGAAGAAGCAGGCAAAAUUUUCCUGGGUUUUUGAUCUGGUUACAGAUUAUUAUAAUUAUUUUAUUUUUGUAUCUGUCUUUUUUUUCCUCACAAAUCAGAAAAAAAUUGCUUUGUUUACCAUAUGGAUCUGUUGGAAGACCACUUUUCCGACCUUGUAUAAGCAGGGCGUCAUUAUGAAUUGAAAAUCAGAUGGGAGAUUGCCAGUAAGCCUCUGUUAAAUUGAAUCCAGGUCCUGUUCAAAAAUGGUCAAUCUGUCCUUUAAGCUGCUGUAUACCAUCCCACUGAGCAGCUGUUCGUUGAAUCAGUGUUUCCAUAUCAUUUCAACAUGCGAUUUAGUUAAGUUGAAUCAAUGUGGAAAACCAGUUAGAGAACUUGAAAAUGUACUCUGUUCUUUUCACCCAACUUUAGACCUAAAUCCACUGACAUGCUGCUUUUUAGUUGAUUUCACCUUGGUUGACAAACAAAUGGACUGGUGUUCGUGCCCAAUGGGAUGUUACUUUAUAUGUGACUGACUGCAUCAUGUUAAAGCUGUCAAUUCUGUGUCAGUUUUUUUUUAUGUGUAACAUUUUUCUAUGAAUGUAAUAGUUAACACAGCCUGACUCUUUGCACAGCUUACUUAAAAGCAACCUAUGAUUCCUGAAUCCAAGGUACAGUAAUUCUGUAGUUGCUUGUACGGAAUAUUAAAUAAGUUGUCAUGUCUGUGGUGAACUGUUUUGAUCGCAACCUUU